AUGGAUUGGUCUAAUAAGCUUGAUGAUGCGUUAUGGGCUUAUCAGACAGCUUUUAAAACGCCAAUUGGUACAUCUCCUUACCGUCUUGUAUAUGGUAAAGCUUGUCACUUGCCAUUUGAACUGGAGCAUAGGGCGCAAUGGGCAUUAAAAAAGUUGAAUUUCGAUCCAGUAGCUUCGAAAGCAUUAAGGCUAGCUCAACUGAAUGAGCUAGAUGAAUUGCGUCAUGAUUCCUAUGAGAAUGCAAGAAUCUACAAAGAGAAGACAAAGAAAUGGCAUGACAACAAUAUUGUCAAUCGGACUUUUCAGGUGGGCGAUAAGAUUCAACAAGGUGAUUCUUCGCCGUUUAAAGUUAAUGGACAGCGGGUGAAGCAUUACUAUGGAGGUGAAAUUGAGAAGAUACUCUAG
Molecule: messenger RNA, 405 nt
Organism: Humulus lupulus (European hop)
Lineage: Eukaryota; Viridiplantae; Streptophyta; Magnoliopsida; Rosales; Cannabaceae
Exons: 2
Coding region: 1-405 (134 amino acids)
Molecular function (GO): nucleic acid binding
Source: RefSeq, a predicted model, not a curated record